Molecule: messenger RNA, 435 nt
Organism: Ilex paraguariensis (yerba mate)
Lineage: Eukaryota; Viridiplantae; Streptophyta; Magnoliopsida; Aquifoliales; Aquifoliaceae
Source: the annotation of a GenBank genome assembly
AUGGAUAAUGAGGAGGAUGGGGUGAAUAUGAAGUUGAUCAAGUGUGCUCUGAUUGAUUGUACCGUGCCGGUAUUUUCGAUUAGUAUUUCGUUUGGGUUCUUGGUUUUGGGGGAAGUCAAUGGGGUCAGGGUUUUUCCGUUAAGGCCCCUCGUGAAAGGAAAGGUUAAAAAAACUAGGCGAGUGUGUAAGAAUUUUAAUGUUGGAUUGGAUACUGGGGAGUUCGAUGGACAGAGAUUGAAUUUGCCCAAUGGGGUAGCUCGGGAAGUCAAUGGAAGUGAUGAAUUUGAUAACAAUUCAAAGGAUUGCACAAAUUGUGGAGUUGUUGGUCGUGGUACCAGAAGUAUUGCUCCUGAAGGGACUGUUGAGGUUUCUUCUAAUGGCCACCGGGAAAAAAAGAUAGACAAGCAAGGUGUAGUUUCAAAAAAUUUUGGAUGA